UGCUGGGUCUAAGUUGUUGGGGGGGUAGUAGCCAGCAGCAGCAACCAACGCGCAUCUCCCGUCGGCGAAACGGAAAACGCAACGUGAUAAACAAAUAACUCACAGGAACACUCGGUCUGUAUCUAACUUUGGAUAAAUUUGUCGUUUAUACUGGUGAGGAGGUCGCGAUACAUACUAAGGGACCUCUGUGGAAGUAGCAGUGAUGUCUCAGGACAAGAGCGGCUACCCUGGAAUGGGGGAGUGCAACCCCCUCCACAACAACGUCUACGGCCAGCCCAACCCUACUGCACCGUUUGGGGCGCCUCCACCAAACUACAUGGGGUCCCCUGGGGCACCUGGAUACCCAGCCCCAGGACCCUACGCCCAGCCAGGCUUUCCCCAAGCCGCCCCCUACCCUCAGAUGCCCUAUCCACAGAUGCCCUACCCACAGCAGCCCUACCCAGGGCCAGGGUACGGACAGGUCCCACCACAGCCUGCCUUUGUCCCCAACCCCAAUGCACCCAUGAUGGACAGCCCUGGUUACCAUGGCGAGAACGGGCCUCCCUCAUACUAUGACAACGAGGAGUUCACCAACUCGGGCUUUGAGGAUAAGACCAUCCGCCAGGCCUUCAUCAGAAAGGUGUUCUUGGUCCUGACCGUGCAGCUUCUGGUCACCUUCUCCUUCGUGGCCGUCUUCACCUUCCAUCAAGAUGCCAAGAUAUUUGUGCGCCGCAACCCAUGGACGUAUUAUGUGUCCUACGCCAUCUUCUUCGUGUCCCUGAUUGUGCUGAGCUGCUGUGGAGAGUUCCGCCGCAAACACCCAUGGAACCUGAUAGCCCUGUCUAUCCUGACUCUGAGCCUGUCCUACAUGGUGGGGAUGAUCGCUAGCUUCUACGACACCGACUCUGUGAUCAUGGCUGUGGGCAUCACCGCAGUGGUCUGCUUCUCAGUGGUGCUGUUCUCUCUCCAGAGCAAGUACGACUUCACUUCCUGCCGCGGGGUUCUGUUCGUGUGUCUGAUCGUGCUGCUGCUCUUCUCCAUCCUCUGCAUGUUCAUCCGCCACAAGAUCCUGCACAUUGUCUACGCCUCGCUCGGCGCGCUGCUCUUCACCUGCUUCCUGGCCGUGGACACGCAGCUGCUGCUGGGCAACAAGCAGCUGUCUCUAAGCCCAGAGGAGUACAUCUUUGCCGCCCUGAACCUCUACACUGACAUCAUCAACAUCUUCCUCUACAUCCUGGCCAUCGUAGGCCGCUCGAGGGAGUAAGCGCUUGGCGCCCCUCAGUGGAGAGGAGGAGAAGCGCGUGUGCGGUGUGGAAGGAAGGGGAAAUAAAAUCAAGCGAAUGGUUGUUGUUUCUUCUCUCCCUCUCCCUCUAUCUCUCUCUCUGUCUCUCUCUAUCCUGUCGUCACAACUUUUCCAAAGAACCCUGCACCUCCGCCUUCAUUUUCCAUCCUCCCUCCGCCCGCCAGUAAGAGUAGGCGUGAUUGGCUGAAUGAUUGACUGACAGACAGACCAACCAAUGAGAGCCUCUCUGCCCUGUGGAGAGCAGAUGAGAAGUGCAAGUUUUUAAAUCCUUAUUAUUUAACCACUUAAAUCAGUCUGAGACCCCUGGCCACAGACUCUUUAUCCGUGUAAGGUUUUGUUGAAACUCUGCACCAUGCUGUGCUCCAUGCUGUACAGUUCGCUUCUUGCGCUGGAGACGCCGACCUCUUGUCAGAGAAGCCGGAGGGAUGCAUGUUUGAGCUCAGCACUCUGAAGGCUGCAGAUGGAACAGAUAACACACCAAAACGGGUGUAAUUCUUUGUAAAAAAAUGGAAAAAUCAGACCCGUUAAUUCACUCUUGCACCACAUGUUGCCCUUCUGUAAGCCUUCAGUGUAACCUCCUGUGCAUGCUGAUUGCAACACUGCUCAGAUAGACAGACGGACAGACCGAUCUGAGGACAGACUUCCUCUGCUUCUUGCUAAGCUGUAAAUAGCACAUCACUUUUCAACCCUCUGCUCUCCUCCUCUCUCCUUUCUUCCCUUUUUUCCCGUCCGCUCUCUUUUAUCUCUCUCUCUCUCUCUCUCUCUCUCUGUGCAUGCCUGCUCUCCAUGUGCAACCCCGACCCAGUGGUGCUACAUGGGAAAUAUAACAGAAUGUGCAGACAUCACUGUAUAAGUAACCAAUCACUCUGUUUGGAACAACAGUAGACAACAUAGAGAAGAGAAAAUAAUAUAAGAGAAUCUACACCGGUAGAGCUAGACAUUUGUACUCCUAAAUAGACACUGAUCUCGAGGAAAAGGCCUUUUAAAUAACACUCCCAGCACAGGCGUGAGGGAGAAGGUUGCGGUUUCGUUUUGGUGAUUGACCAGAAAUUUGCCGUUUUUAAAAGGCCUGUUACACUUGUGUUCCGUAUUUGAUAUUUGCUUUCUCCUUUUUCGUCAGAAUCACUGAAAUGUUCCCACUAUCCCCCUCCUGUCAUCCGCCUGUCGCUCCCCCCCCCCCCCUGCUGCUUCUCUGUAUCUCUUUUGUCCUCUGUCUCUUUUAACGUAGCGGUCUUAGUGUUGUGUUUUUUGAGACUAAUGUGAAAGUUUGAAAAGUAUUGAAAGUAUUAUUAAUUUGUUUUUGUUUAGUUUUUAACCAAGCACUCUGAGGGGUUCGGAAGUUAUGUACAUGAGGCAUUUUAACAUGUUAACAAGCAUUGGACACUUCUCCAAUGUGUGUAGUUGUAAUUAUAUUUGACAUAUUUAUUGCAGAGACUGUAUAGGCUAGGCUGGAAUUGGGCAAAUGUAUUGGUUGGUUAUUUCUCUCUCUUUCUUUCUCUCUUUCUUUCUCUCUCUCUCUGUAAACUUUGUAGUGGUUUCAGGCUGCUUUCACAAGAUUAGCAUAGAGCAUUAUCAUCGCAAACAAUCUGACUUCUAGAAGUAAUGAGAUGCUAUCAAAAUCCGGAAACAUCAUGUGUCAAUACGAUACAGUUAGCUACAUUUUAUUUAGGCUUACCGUUGUCUUGUACCCUUGGAAGUUAACAUAUUUGAAGUCAAAUUAAUUGCCUACGUAUUACCGCUGUGAGUGGUGUAGAAUUUAUUAAAUACAUUUCUAUUAAAUGCAUCCAAAGCUGGAGGAAGCAUUGAUUUGGCCACAGAUGCAUUUCAAUGAAAACUUGUUAUAAUUCCAUACAAAUGUUUUAGCAUGAAAGAGAGAGAGAGAGAGAGAGAGAGAGAGAUGGACAGACUAAUGUAUUUGUGCUGUAAAUCUAAUAAAUGGUGGAUUGAAUGUUCAUUUCUUAAUAAAGGAUCUACAGGAAAAUGGUAACCAAAAAAAAAAGACUGCUUCCUCUCAACUAACCUGCAUGUGGUGCUGGUGUGUGCUGAAACUGCUGUUGCUGGGAGACGCCUCUCGAGAAAGCCCCUCCUGCCUCCCAUGUUUUAGUUCUGAUCUGCAACCCUCUUUUAGACCUCUGAUUUCUCUGUUUGUGUUUGUAACUAACUAACUAACUGUCCGUAAAGCCUCUGUAGUGGACUGAGUGUAUAGGGUGAGCUUUGGCCUUUGUAGUUCUGUUUGCACUGUACAUUUGCAUUAAACUGAACUGGGAUUGUAUUCCUCUUCACUGCUGUAUGCUUUACAUUAAAACAAGAAACAAAACAGAAA
Molecule: messenger RNA, 3605 nt
Organism: Alosa sapidissima (American shad)
Lineage: Eukaryota; Metazoa; Chordata; Actinopteri; Clupeiformes; Clupeidae
Gene: grinaa
Product: glutamate receptor, ionotropic, N-methyl D-aspartate-associated protein 1a (glutamate binding)
Exons: 7
Coding region: 203-1243 (346 amino acids)
Biological process (GO): negative regulation of apoptotic signaling pathway
Cellular component (GO): endoplasmic reticulum; membrane; Golgi apparatus
Source: RefSeq, a predicted model, not a curated record